Molecule: messenger RNA, 1461 nt
Organism: Eremomyces bilateralis CBS 781.70
Lineage: Eukaryota; Fungi; Ascomycota; Dothideomycetes; Eremomycetales; Eremomycetaceae
Product: tRNA isopentenyltransferas-like protein
Exons: 2
Coding region: 1-1461 (486 amino acids)
Biological process (GO): tRNA modification
Cellular component (GO): mitochondrion
Molecular function (GO): tRNA dimethylallyltransferase activity
Source: RefSeq, a predicted model, not a curated record
AUGGCUGACUUCUUGCAGCUCGCGGUUGAGAUAGCCCGUCGGUUCAAUGGUGAGAUUAUCAAUGGCGAUGCCAUGCAGAUGUAUAAAGGUCUGCCGAUCACGACGAAUAAAGUUACCGAAGAAGAGCAGAAAGGUAUCCAUCAUCACCUCCUUGGAUGUAUUGGCCUGCAAGAAGCACCGUGGACGGUGGGAAAGUUUGUCAACAGCGCCCUGGCGAUAAUUAAAGACAUCCAUACUCGAAAUAAGGUUCCAGUCGUUGUAGGAGGAACGCACUACUACACGCAGUCGCUCAUCUUCAAGGAGGCACUUAGCGACUCGGGUGAUGGGAAAGGUGAUGCCACCGUUUUUGAGGAGGCGUAUCAACCAAGCAAAACGCAUAUCAUUUCAUCGCAAUUCCCAAUCCUUGAUGCCCCUACUGCGGAGAUAUACGCGAAGUUGCAAGAAGUUGACCCGGUUAUCGCCGCCAGAUGGCAUCCGAACGACAGGCGAAAGAUCCAACGGUCCCUUGAAAUCUAUCUGAAGACGGGGAAAACGGCAUCGGAGACAUACAGCGACCAGAUGAAAGUCCGUGAGGCGCUGUCUUCUCCUGCUCUAGAAACUCCGUCUGCUCGGGAAGAAGACGGCCAAGAGGCUUCUAAUAAUGAAUCCUCGCUAACACGCUUCCCCACCCUCAUCCUCUGGCCACAUACCGACAGCUUGACGCUCUAUACCCGCCUAGACUCCCGUGUCGACACCAUGCUCUCUACAGGCCUCCUCUCCGAAGUCGCCGAAAUGGAUUCCUUCUUCUCGCAAUCGCCUCAGCCGAUCGACUUAACCCGCGGCGUAUGGGUCGCGAUUGGCUACAAAGAAUUCUCUGCCUACUCCGCUGCUCUGCGUUCAGGGCCAACUGAAGGAAAUGAGGAAGAGAAUACUGCUAAAGACGUAGCGCAGAUUCAAGCGCAAUCAAUCGAGAAGACGAAAGCAGCGACGAGACAAUACGCAAAGCGACAGGUCCGUUGGAUCCGGAUCAAGUUGUUGAAUGCCGUGAAAUCUGCACAAUCACUCAGUUCUGACCCGCUCGCUGUCCCGAAAAUGUAUCUCAUUUCUUCAACCUCCGCACCCGAUUUCGAUAAGCAAGUUGUGGAGCCGGCAUUAGACCUUACCUCGAAAUUCCUUGCAGGCGAGGACCUGCCCGAUCCCGAGAGCUUGAGCGAGAUGGCGAAGGAGCUGCUGGAGGCGAAACGGGGGGAUUUUGGGCAGAGCAGGGAGCUGUGGGAGAAGAAUGUUUGUGAGCUGUGUGGGGUCACGACACUGACGAAGCAGGAAUGGGAGGUACAUGUUAGGGGCAGGAAACAUAGACAGGUUUUGAAGAGGAGGGCGAAGCGGGAGAGACCGUCACGUGGUGUUGAGGGUUCAAAAAAGUGCGGCGAAGAGAAUGAGGAGGGAUCGGGGGAUGUCAUUGACGGUUAUACGUCCCCUUGA